AUGGAUUCAAAAGCCUAUCAAACGAGUGGUUCGGAAAACUAUCAGAAAGUGGUCGCCGAAGAAGUGGACAAACGCGAGGAUACCAUCAAAAAGUUGACGAAAUUAUAUACAGAGAUAUUACAGACCAUCGGUGAGGAUCCCGAACGCCAGGGUCUUAUGAAGACACCGAUGCGAGCGGCCAAAGCUCUGUAUUACUUCUCGCACGGGUAUGGCGUGAAACUGCCCGACCUCUUGAACGGUGCCGUCUUUAAUGAAGAUCACGACGAAAUGGUUAUCGUCAAAGACAUUGAGAUGUUCUCCCUUUGCGAACACCAUUUGGUGCCCAUCUAUGGACACGUCUCUAUCGGCUAUUUACCUAAUAAGCAAGUGCUGGGACUGAGUAAAUUGGCCAGGGUCGUUGAAAUGUACGCCAGACGACUACAGGUCCAGGAAAGGAUGACUAAACAGAUCGCAGAGGCUAUCACUGUGGCCAUCAACCCGACCGGUGUAGGGGUUGUCAUCGAAGCCACGUAUGAAUUGAUUAUAACUUAG
Messenger RNA from Oppiella nova, 531 nucleotides. The record is from the annotation of a GenBank genome assembly. NCBI's taxonomy places the organism in Eukaryota, Metazoa, Arthropoda, Arachnida, Sarcoptiformes, Oppiidae.